AUGCAGACAGCUCUCAGCUCAUUCUACGCAGGCUGCAUGGCCGUGUCUCCAUUUGCGGCUGUAGAGAACGUGAUUCGUGUAGAGGCUGAACGGAUCGUCUUCGGUAAGCUCAGCGUCGCACAAAAGCCGGCAUUGAAAAUCGUGCCUGUCGCGUUCGGAAAGGCGGCGAUACCCAUGGCUGCUGCUGCAGUGAAAAGGCUGGGCGGACUGGUGGAAGAGGGGAUUGUGAUCACACCGAGGAAAACAUUGGCGAGCGGCGGAUCUGCACUAUUCUGCGCUCCAGACAGCGUGUCACUUCCUGAAAAGCUAGACGCUAUCAAGGUGUUAACUUCCCAUGGCGCUACAAUUCAAGAUCUCAACAUUGUCCGGCAAAAAUUGUCACUGGUGAAGGGUGGGAAAACGCUGUCUCUGAUUGCCCAAGCGCAGAGCAUUUCGUUAAUCAUCUCGGAUAUCAUCGGAGAUCCUGUCAAUCUGAUAGCUUCUGGGCCUACGAUACCUGCGCAAACACUCAAAUAUUCUGCUGAAGAUAUUGCACGACGCUUGAAUGUUGAAAAUCAGUUACCGCCGAAUGUCUAUGCGAAGAUCAGAUCUUGGGAUCUGCAGCCGCCAAUACCCACAUCCACCUAUCACGAAAUCAUUGCCAGCAAUUCUAUCGCACUAGCGAAGAUCGAGCAAUACCUGAAAACUACGUAUUCAACCUUAAUCGUAACCGAUUCACUAUGCGGCAACGCGACGGAAGUUGGGAAGCAAUUAGCCGAGCUUGCAAUCGCCCCAAACUACACGCAACUGCUGAAUAAAAUCAAAGAAUAUUUUCCACAGACCGAAUUAGCGGCUUUUUCAAAGUCCAAGAAAGUGGCACUGAUCUUCGGCGGUGAGACGACCGUACAAAUCAGAGGGACAGGUAAAGGCGGAAGAAAUCAAGAAAUGGCCUUAUCUUCGCUCCUUCGUUGCAAAGAGAUCAAAGACGCGAAAAGCAGCAAAGAACAUAAAUUCACUGUAUUCUGCUGUGGAACAGACGGGCAGGACGGGCCAAACGAUGCUGCCGGCGCCUAUUUCGACCAAAAUGCUUUGCUUGGUGUCGAUGUUGAUGUCGCCGCAAGUUACCUGCUGAAUUCCGAUUCCUAUAAUUUCUGGUUUUUCUCGUUUAUCAACAAGUUAAUCUACGUCGUAGAAUCGUUGCUCGAAAAGCGGAGUUUUGGGUUGGCACGAAUUUCGCGCGAUGUGGCAGGCGGUGAUUACUGGAUUGGCAACUACAGGGUCAACGAUUCGGCUAUGUAUAACAAGGAACGAUUUGAAGGCGAUAUUAUUAACAGCGGUUUAACGGGGCGAACGGUCAACUCAUUUAUGGGAGCGAGAAUGCCGGGUGUCAUGCGAAAUGCCGUUCGCCAGACGUAUCUCAAGUGGACAGACGGCCGAAUUCCCUACACAAUCAGCUCCCAGUACUCAUCGUUCAGUCGCUCCAAAAUUGCCGAAGCUAUCGAAGAAUACCGAAAGUUGACGUGCAUCGAUUUUGCGCCCAAAUCGGCAGCUGAUCAAGACUAUAUUCAUAUCGUACCAGAUGACGGGUGCUAUUCGUUAGUUGGAAGGAUUGGUGGAAAACAACCGGUCAGCUUGGGAGACGGCUGUAUCCAGAAGGGAAUUAUUAUCCACGAGCUUAUGCACGCCGUCGGGUUUUUCCACGAGCAAAGCCGUGCCGACCGCGAUGAUUAUGUGACGAUCAACUGGAGUAAUGUGGAAUCCGGGCUUCAAGAUCAAUUUGACAAAUAUUCGCUGAAUAUGAUCGAUCAUCUGGGCACUAAAUAUGAUUAUGGUAGUGUAAUGCACUACGCGCCGACUGCAUUCAGCAAGAACGGAAAGCCCACCAUCGAGCCCAAAGAUGCGAAAAUCGAGAUUGGACAGCGUAUCGGAUUCUCGGAAAUCGAUGUCUACAAGAUCAACAAACUCUACGACUGCCCCCAAUUGGCCACAACAACCGAAGCUACAAUGACUUCAACGAAUCGAAUGCGCACGAGGAAGCCUCAAGCUCCAAUGGCGAAAGGUGCUUGGCUAGGUGGGAUCGGCGGUAUGUCUGGAGGCCCCAGCGAGCCCCUCCCUGUUAUUGGAACGAAACCGUCAAUAAUUCCGAGGAAACCGGAAGAAACUGGAUGCAGGGAUAGGAGGCGUGACUGCGAGUACUUGGCGGCAGCUGGACAUUGCGAGAAUAGGCUAUCGAUUCGGUUCAUGACUGAGAAUUGUCAGAAGAGCUGUGGGAAAUGCCCAAAGGAAGAAGCGAGCAGCAAUGAAACGGAUGUGGCGAAGAGUUCGGAAAGUUGCUCGGAUUCGCGAUCAUGGUGCUCUCGUUGGGCAGGCUCUGGCAUGUGCCAACAACCCAUAUUUGAAGACUACAUGCGCAGCAAGUGCCGGAAGAGCUGCAACUUAUGC
Molecule: messenger RNA, 2421 nt
Organism: Mesorhabditis spiculigera
Lineage: Eukaryota; Metazoa; Nematoda; Chromadorea; Rhabditida; Rhabditidae
Source: the annotation of a GenBank genome assembly